Messenger RNA from Pseudophryne corroboree (corroboree frog), 3586 nucleotides. It is a transcript of the gene TECPR2, whose product is annotated as tectonin beta-propeller repeat containing 2. Lineage: Eukaryota; Metazoa; Chordata; Amphibia; Anura; Myobatrachidae. The record is from RefSeq and is a predicted model, not a curated record. Gene Ontology annotation, molecular function: protein binding.
GAGGAUGAGCUGCGUCAGGGGCUGGAGUUGAGGGAGGAGCGGGUGUUGCUGUGCCGGGCGUAGCUGUACUCAGGGGGCCAGGAGGCGGUGGUGUCGGGUGCCCACUGACGAUGGAAUGAAGUGAUUGCGCUCUUCCAUGUACGAAGCAGGCAGCCAUGGCCACUCUUCCGGGAACUAUUACAUUUAAGGAGUUCUGUCCCUUGUAUUCCAUCCUUAAUGCUAUCCCGGCUAAAGUACAAAAGGGAUUCCGGACCUACCUCGUCUAUCUCACUGCACUUGACGUUAAUGGCGACUAUAUUGCGAUUGGGAGCAGCAUCGGGAUGUUGUAUCUGUACUGCCGACACACAAACCAGAUGAGGAAGUACAACCUAGAGAGGAAAACGGAGUCUGUAUCUGUCCUGAAGCUGCUCAGCUGCUUUGAUGACCUGGUGGCAGUGGGCACUGUAUCGGGGCAGGGUGGCCGUGUUCCAGCUGGUGUCUCCGCUGCCGGGAGGAAUAAGCAGUUGAGGAGGUUUGACGUACUCGGAAUCCACAAGAGCAGUAUCACCGCACUAGCCUGGAGCCCCAAUGGGACGAAAUUAUUCUGGGAUGACAGAGGGAAGAUCGUACUGGCUGAUCUAGACUUUGACAAGGAUGUAGAUGGGAAGGAGCCAGCUGUCAUGCCAGUUUACACUGAGUUUUGCGUCUGCUUCUGUAACCUGCUGUGGAAGAUAGAACAGAAGUCUGACAAGGCCUUCGCAUGUGGGAAAGUAACCAUUAAAGGGAAAAGGCAUUGGUACGAGGCCCUGCCUCAGGCUCUGUUUGUAGCGCUGAGUGAUGACACCGCCUGGAUAAUCAGAACCAAUGGAGAUCUGUACUUGCAGACAGGUGCCCUCAGUGUAGAUCGCCCGUGUGCCAGAUCCAUAAAGGUUGACGUUCCGUGCCCGCUAUCCCAGAUCACAGCCAGGAAUAAUGUUGUGUGGGCACUUACCGAGCAGCGCGGCCUCCUGUACAGAGAGGGAGUGAGCAGCUUCUCUCCGGAGGGGGAGCUCUGGCAGUGUGACCUCAUCAGUGAAAGACAAGCUCUGGAACCAGUCUGCGUGACGCUGGGCGACCAAGAGACGGUGUGGACUCUGGACACCAAUGGCAACCUGUGGUUCAGGACCGGAGUCACGUCAAAGAGGCCACAAGGAGAAGAUGAGCAUUGGUGGCAAGUCAGCAUCACGGAUUAUGUGGUCUUCGACCAUUACACCUUAUUCCAGACUCUCAUCCAGGCCACGCAGACGGUGGCCACGGUUGCCCAGGUUCCCGUAGAAAGAGUGGCUGACAAGCUCCGCAUGACCUUCUGGUCGCAGCAGUCCCAGUGUCAGCCCAGCCUACUGGGCGUCAACAGCAGCGGGGUGUGGAUCACCUCCGGCAAGAACGAGUUUCACGUGGCCAAGGGGAACCUGAUUGGUACUUACUGGCAUCAUAUUGUACCGAGAGGCACAGCUUCCACCACCAAGUGGAUCAAUGUCUUUGCUUCUGCUGCCCCUAGUGGAGAAGGAAACGUCCUGUGGAUAUCACAAAGCAGGAAAGAUCUCUUCUGCCUGAGUGACCUGACCUCCCCGCAUAGACCCUCCACAGUCCAGCUUCCCCCUGACACCGAGAUGAUCCACAUGUCCGCCUGCAGGGAUGCCGUGUGGGCUCUAGAUAACCAGAGCGGUGUGCUCAUCCGCACUCUCUCCAGAUCAUGCCCCACCGGGAUGCAUUGGACGAAGCUGGACCUCUCUCAGCUGGGUGCUGUGAAGCUGUGCAGCCUGUCCUGCGGUAAUCAGCACAUCUGGGCCUGCGACACCAGCGGAGUCGUUUACUUCCGAGUGGGGACUCAGCCGCUCAAUCCCAGCAUGAUGCUGCCUGCGUGGAUCAUGAUUGAGCCCCCCAUACAGCCUGUAGGGAUCAACCUGAUUAAUGUAUAUUCUAGUCCAAGUGACAGCAUGCUGUGGACGCUGGACAACAAGUGCAAUGUUUAUGUAAGAGUCGGCAUUACAGAGGAGAUGCCUGUAGGGACGGACUGGGAACACGUGCCGGGCUUGCAGGCGUGUCAGCUGGUAGUGAGCGUGAGAACGGUGUGGGCACUGUGCCCAAAUGGAGACAUAGCCCGACGGUACGGGAUCACAGAGAGAAACGCAGCUGGCGACUACUGGAAGAAAAUCCCUGGAAACAUGUCAUGGCUGACAGUGACUGCGCAGGAUGAGCUCUGGGGUGUCAGCAGCGCCGGGUCCCUUCUCCAGCGUCUUACAAAGACCUACAGCCACCACCCAACCAUUCCAAAUAAUGACAGCCAUCUGGCGCACUCGGACUUCGAAGAUGAAUGGGAGGUGAUCUGAAGUAGCACCCCGAAAACGGUCUGCUAAAUCUGUGCGCUUGUCCAUACGCUGCUAAACACCUGUGUGUCCCGUGUUACUAGUCCCUGUCAUAUACAAAGCACUUUGCGUGGUCCAGAGUAUUUCCACGUUGCCGUGUCUGUGCCCUUGUAACGGAACCACACGUUGUAAUGUGUAUAUACUCUAGAUGUUCUUACACAAUACAGCUCACGCGUCUUAGUAUCUCUCUAAUACUGUAAUAUUCAUAGUGGGACGGGGCACAGAUUGCUGCUGGGAUCUUUCCCCUCAUUACCCGCGAAGGGGGUGUGGUCUCCUGUAACGGUUCAUGUGCGAGUACGGUUUAUAUGGCAGCGGGGGAAGACGUUACAAGUACUGGUGCAAAUUUAGUUGUACAAAGAAUAUUCCGCAACCCAUUGUUGUCACAAGUGUUCCCCAUUGCGACUAGACACUGAAGAAAUAGGCUUGUGUCUGACAAUAAACUAUUUCACCAGAAGUUGUCACAUAGCCUCUUCUGAGCCGUUGUGGUAGCACUUUACAUAAUCUGUAUUCUGCGCUUGUUGUGUACAGUCACUGAAAUGCAGCCUUGGCGAGAUGGUAUCGUAAUCCCAGCGAUCGGGAUCCGGGCGGUCUGAAUUCCGAAAGCCGCAUCCCAACAUUCAGGAUCCCGGAAAGUAUUUUAACCGUAGCCCUAACUCACCCUUCCUGCAACCUAUCCCUAAUCCACCCCUCCCGCACCCCUACUAACUGUCCCCCCCCUAGUGCCUAACCCUAAACUACACCCUAACCCCACUACGUACCGUGGGGAUUCUGACUGCAUUGCAGCCGUGGAAUGUAAGUGUAUUCCAGCACUUUGUGACGGUGAUACCAUAGCGAUCGCUAUCAGCAAUUUAUAGCCAUGCAUUUAGCUUUUACAGUUCUGCUGUUGUGCCAGGUGGUUUACACUGUAACACAAUACAAAGCCGCCACUAUAUACAGGUCGCAUCCAGAUUGUAUCCGCAGCUAGCGAACGGGGUCAGGAGGAGCGGCCGUAUAUUGUUUACAGUGACGUUAAAAUGAUUUAAUUUCUUUUUUUUAUCUUGCAAUUAAUAUUGGCAGAUUUUCAAUAUAAAGGUGGGGUUUAUAGUGGAUACAGAUAAGCUAAUUUAUUACCCAAAUCCAGUGUGUCCGCUUUAUUCGUGUAGGCCGUUUCUGUUAACAGUAUUUUAUUAUUGUUGUCUAAAUAAAAUCAUUAACUUAGUUUA